Messenger RNA from Cinara cedri, 1221 nucleotides. Lineage: Eukaryota; Metazoa; Arthropoda; Insecta; Hemiptera; Aphididae. The record is from the annotation of a GenBank genome assembly.
AUGAAUAAAGAAUUAAACAAAAUACUGAAUAACAGAAUUAAAAGAAUGAGGGUAAGCUUGAUGACUUAUAACUUAAAGGUAGAGUACUGUCCAGGGAAAUAUUCAUAUGUAGCUGAUUUGCUUAGCAGAAAUUAUAAACAAAAAAUUAAGAAAACAGAUGAUACCCUUAAAGAUAUCGUACAUAUUAUGGAGGUUGUUAACUUAAAAUUUAAAAAUAAUAAAGAGAGUGAAUUUAAAAAAGCUAUAUUAGAAGAUAUUACAUUAAAAUUAGUAGAACAGUAUGUAAGAGAGGGAUGGCCUAAACAAAUAAAUAGUGUAGGAGAUAUAAGACAUUAUCAUAAAAUAAGAAAUGAGUUAAUGUUGGAAAAAGGUUUAAUUUAUUAUGGAUGUCGUUUGGUUGUACCUAGAGUUAUGUGUAAGUACAUUUUUAAAAAAUUACAUGAAUCACAUUUAGGUAUAAACAAAACUUUGAAGAAAAGCAAACUAAUUUUUUUUUGGCCUGGUAUGGCAUCAGAUAUAACAAAUGCAAUUCGUAUAUGUGAAACUUGCAUAAAAUUUAGUAUCAAAAAAAUUAAAGAACAAUUAAAACAGCAUGAAAGACCAAGUGUUCCUUUUCAUAAAGUAGGUUUAGACAUAGCAGAAAUAUUUGGUAAUAAUUAUCUUAUAAUAAUCGACUAUUAUUCCAGAUGGUUAGAAGUAUUAAAAUUAAAAGACAAAUCAAGCCAGUCAUUUAUUGAGUUAUUAAAAGUUGUGUUUAGUCGGUUUGGAAUUCCCAAAUAAGUAGUUGCUGAUAAUAAUCCUUGUGGCUCACAAGAGUAUAUAACAUUUGCCACACAGUGGCGAUUUGAGGUAAUAUUGUCUAGCCCAUAUUAUGCAAAAAGUAAUGGCUUGGCAGAGAAAGCAGAAGGGAUAGCGAAAGAGAUGAUUACCAAAGCUAGAUAUGAGAAAAAAGAUCUCAAUUUAUUUUUACUCAAUUAUAGAAAUAGUCCGGUGGCAGGUUUGGAAUACUCGCCUGCACAAUUGUUAAUGGCAAGGGAGCUAAAAACACUUACCAAUUUUUUAAAUCCAAACAUUUUUAAACCAAAAUUAGUAAAUUGUGUUGGAGAAAUGCAAACACAAGAAAAUUAUCAGAAACAUUUCUAUGAUAAAACUGCAGGGCCCGAGGAAAAACAAUUUACAGAAAGUGAAAAAGUUUAUAUAUAUGAUAAAUUUAAAAAAUAA